AUGGCCUACCAGAAGCGUCCUACCUCCAGCUACCAGCCUUGCGAUACUUUCUUCGUGGAAUCGUAUGACGAUUUCCCUGCACCUCGCAUGGACCCGAAGGAGCAUGCCAAGUUGAUCGCUCGCGAGCGUCAGUAUGCCAUUGCCGACGAGCUGUCCAGAGUGGCCAGCGAGGAGUUGCGUGAUGACAUUCUGUCGCACAUGCUGGACAUGGAUGCUACCACGCUUCCUGACGUCGAAUCCAUCGAUAUUCAAACCGAGAUCCAAUGGUUCAUGCGCCCCUACCUGCUGGACUUCCUCAUCGAAGCCCACACCGCCUUCCAGCUCCUUCCCUCGACGCUGUUCUUGACCAUCAACCUCCUUGAUCGAUACUGUUCCAAGCGUGUCGUCUACAAGAGGCACUACCAGCUGGUCGGAUGUGCUGCUUUGCUCAUUGCGGCCAAGUAUGGUGACAAGAAGGACCGCGUGCCCACCAUCAAGGAGCUGAAGUCGAUGUGCUGCUCCCUGUAUGAUGACGAUAUGUUCGUUCAGAUGGAGUGGCAUGUUCUGCAGACUCUGGGCUGGACCAUUGGACACCCCACCGUGGACAGCUUCCUUCAGGUUGCCGUCCUGGAUACCCCUUACGACCCUGAGGUCGAGCACAUGGCUUUGUACAUCUCGGAGAUCUCCCUGUUCCACCGGGAAUUUGUCUCGAAGCCAUCGUCGGACCUCGCCCGGGCCUCGUUGGCGCUCUCCCGUUGCAUUCUCAACCGGCCGCAGCCCCGCCACACGGAAUGGGCCUCGCAAUACGACUCCAUGACCCUGGUGGGCCUGUCCCAACAGCUUCACCAGCCUUCUCAGGUGCUAUCUAGGAAGUACUCGUCGACGCACUACUCUCGGGUCGCCAAGAUCCUGGAGCAGUUCCUGGCCCGCCAGGCUUCCAUCGCGAGCUACACUCCUCCGAGCCCUCCUUCGGACGUCACUACGGAGUCCAAGCCGUAUGAGGGUGAAAUGGGUCUUGCUACCCCCCAGAAGGCGCACCCUUCGAGCAUGCCCCAUGGCUAUAUCACGCCGCCAAUCACACCGGAGACCGAGGCCUACGCCAACGGCGCUAACCCCCACUUCGUCAAGGGGGUCGCUGGCACCAGUGCCUGCUCCCCGUCUCCCACUCCUCCCCCUAGCAUGCAGUAUGUGAGCUCUCAGGUCUAUCAGCCGGAGGCCACAUUUACUCAACCACAACAAUUCCUUCAACCUCAGAUGGGAUUCAGCACUGGUUACUGA
This is a messenger RNA of Aspergillus steynii IBT 23096, 1257 nucleotides long. Its product is annotated as G1/S-specific cyclin. Lineage: Eukaryota; Fungi; Ascomycota; Eurotiomycetes; Eurotiales; Aspergillaceae. The transcript is spliced from 2 exons. The coding region runs from base 1 to 1257 and encodes 418 amino acids. Gene Ontology annotation, molecular function: cyclin-dependent protein serine/threonine kinase regulator activity. Gene Ontology annotation, cellular component: cytoplasm; cyclin-dependent protein kinase holoenzyme complex; nucleus. The record is from RefSeq and is a predicted model, not a curated record. Gene Ontology annotation, biological process: regulation of cyclin-dependent protein serine/threonine kinase activity; mitotic cell cycle phase transition.